Theileria parva strain Muguga is the source of this 1602-nucleotide messenger RNA. RefSeq lists its product as uncharacterized. Lineage: Eukaryota; Apicomplexa; Aconoidasida; Piroplasmida; Theileriidae. The transcript has a single exon. The record is from RefSeq and is a predicted model, not a curated record. Bases 1 to 1194 code for a protein of 397 amino acids.
AUGAGAAGGUUUUCAAUCUCAAAAUUAAUUUUAUUAUCCUUAAUUAUUACACAUGUGUGUGGUGCUGAAAAUACCGUAGAUUCUGAAGUUUCAGCACACACCCAAGGCCAAACAUCUGAUCAAACUGGUUCAGGUACUGAAUUAACCACUGAAAACCCAGGAGAAGGCGCUACUCAAAAUUCUGAUACCACUGCCGAUACCCCCGAAGAUACACAAAAAUCUGAAGAUUCUGAACAACCAGAAAACACUGUAGAGGAUUCUGAACAACAAGAAACUACUGUAGAGGAUUCUCAUGAACAAGAAACUACUGUAGAACAUUCUGAACAACAAGAAACUACUGUAGAACAUUCUGAACAACAAGAAACUACUGUAGAACAUUCUGAACAACCAGAAACUACUGUAGAGGAUUCUGAACAACAACAAGAACCAUCACUUACCAUUGCUGAGGACCAGAAAUCUCAAUUUCACGAUUCCUCAGUUGAGCAAACUACUGUUACCUACCCGACUAACCUAAAACGGGUAAAACUUGACCUUGAUAUUGAAGAGGAUUCAGCUGAUUUUUACUAUACAAAGGAUGAGCCUUGGUCCACUUACACUCCUAUAAGUGGUAAAAUCUUUAAUAAAGUUAUCUUUUCAGUGCCUUACGUUUCUCCUGUGGUUAUCUGGAAACCCGCAACUCUUAAUGAAUUUGCCACUAAAGUUAAAGUCUUCCGAACAGGAUCAAUAAUUCUUUUUGUUGACAUUUCUCUUUGUAACGGUGGUAGAAAGGUUUUUAGAAGAUAUUUAACAGAAUCCAAAUGGUUAGAUGUUACUUUUCCACCAGAUGUCAAGUUAUUUACUCAUCGAAGUGUCGUCUUGGACCCAAGUAAUUACACAUUAAAAGCUCAUUUCGACUAUGAAACUAUUUAUACUUUUACUCUCAAAGAAGGUGCCAAAUGUAGUAAGAUAAAAUACGAGGGUGAGACAAUUUGGAAAUACGGUAGAACUUAUACUUCUUCUGACGGGAACAAUGUAACAUGUUCUUUGUAUCCCACUUGUAUUACGUAUACUGUGAACAUAUUUUUGGGUAAAUUUAACUUGAGGCAUUACGAAGUUCACACCUUCAGAGUCUCAUUCAGCGACGGUUCUUUUGUUAACUGCUCUCUCGGUGAUAAAGGCUGGGAACAUUUUUAUCAUCCAAAACUAACACAUUAAGAUCCUCACAUUAAGAUCCUAACACUAAAAUCCUCAGUAAAAUCCUCAGUAAAAUCCUCGUACAAUGAAGGAUAAAUAUUCUGUACGGUGUAGCCAAUGAUAUUCUGAAGUGUAUAAUACAUAAGCUAAUAAAAUUAGUUGAUAAAAUUAGUUGAUAAAAUUAGUUGAUAAUGUAUUGUUUAAUUUCUUGGAGGUUGUUGUUUUUAAUUGAGUAUGGCAUGAGGUGAAGUACUACUCCGAUGUUUUUCAACUCUUUUAAGCUGUUCAAGUUGGAAAAAACCUUCGCCAGCUGGCCUGAGUCGUCAGUUGUCGUCGAUAUCAACUCCAAUUCUAACAACAUUAACUUUUCUACUUCAUUUACAUUCUUACUAUUGUACACAUCACUCUUAUUACACAAUACCAACACAC